Messenger RNA from Brachypodium distachyon (stiff brome), 3676 nucleotides. RefSeq names its product boron transporter 4. The record is from RefSeq and is a predicted model, not a curated record. Gene Ontology annotation, cellular component: plasma membrane. NCBI's taxonomy places the organism in Eukaryota, Viridiplantae, Streptophyta, Magnoliopsida, Poales, Poaceae. Gene Ontology annotation, biological process: monoatomic anion transport; monoatomic ion homeostasis; transmembrane transport. The coding region runs from base 163 to 3492 and encodes 1109 amino acids. The transcript is spliced from 26 exons. Gene Ontology annotation, molecular function: protein binding; solute:inorganic anion antiporter activity.
UCCCUUAUAAGUAGCCGCGUGUCACGGCGGCCUCGAGAAGCCAACCGCGCCGCUCGUAACACACCCGCCGCCGCCUAGGGUUCUCCGCUCCCGCGCCGAGGAGAAGCCGGCAUUGCCGAUCCGACCCGCCGUUCCCCCUGCCGCCGCCGCCCUUAACCGUCGAUGGAUUUACUAAGGAACCCCUUCAAGGGAGUCGUCGCCGAUGUCAAAGGGAGAGCAUCUUGGUACAAGGACGACUGGGUUGCUGGGCUCCGUGCUGGUUUCAGGAUAUUGGCCCCUACCAUGUAUAUCUUUUUUGCCUCUGCACUCCCCGUCAUCGCCUUUGGAGAGCAGCUGAGCAGAGAAACAAAUGGUAUGCUGAGCACAGUUGAAACAUUGGCAUCCACCGCGAUAUGUGGGGUAAUACAUUCGAUUCUUGGAGGGCAGCCAUUGUUGAUUGUUGGAGUUGCAGAACCUACCAUUAUCAUGUAUACGUAUCUCUACAACUUUGCCAAGGAGGAGGCAGGUUUGGGAGAACAGCUAUAUUUGGCUUGGGCUGGAUGGGUCUGUAUUUGGACUGCUAUCAUGUUGUUUUUUCUGGCAAUGUUCAAUGCUUCCAAUGUGAUUAGCAGAUUUACAAGGGUUGCAGGAGAACUAUUUGGGAUGUUGAUCACUGUUCUGUUCCUGCAACAAGCAAUCAAGGGAAUUGUAAGUGAGUUCAGUUUGCCUAAAGCGGCUGAAAUUGUUGACCGCAGUUCACUGAUAUAUGAUUUCCAGUGGAUAUACGUCAAUGGCCUGCUUGGUGUCAUUUUUUCAAUUGGCUUGCUAUACACUGCAUUGAAGAGUAGGCGGGCAAGGUCAUGGCUGUAUGGCAUAGGAUGCCUUAGAAGCUUCAUUGCCGAUUAUGGUGUCCCGCUAAUGGUGAUUGUGUGGACAGCAUUAUCGUACACACUACCAAGCAAAGUCCCUUCAGGAGUGCCUCGGAGGCUCUUCAGUCCACUUCCCUGGGAGUCAAGUUCACUGGGACAUUGGACCGUAGCAAAGGAUCUGUUUUCUGUCCCUCCGGCAUUUAUAUUUGCAGCCAUCGUGCCUGCUUUGAUGGUUGCAGGGCUUUAUUUCUUUGACCACAGUGUAGCUUCACAGUUGGCGCAGCAAAAGGAGUUCAAUUUGAAGAAGCCUUCUGCCUACCAUUACGACAUUUUGGUACUUGGGUUCAUGGUACUACUAUGUGGUUUGAUUGGCAUCCCUCCAUCAAAUGGAGUACUUCCUCAGUCCCCAAUGCAUACAAGAAGCCUUGCUGUCCUCAAGGGUCAGUUGAUGCGCAACAAGAUGCUCCAAACUGCCAAAGAGGGCAUGACGAACCGUGCUAGCAGUUUGGAAAUAUAUGGCAAGAUGCAGGAAGUUUUCAUCCAAAUGGAUAGAGAAAAGAAUACUGAUUCUGUUGACAAGGAGUUGAAGAGUUUGAAGGAUGCUGUGCUGAGAGAAGGCGACGAAGAAGGAAAAUUGGCUGGAGAAUUUGAUCCAAGAAAACAUAUCGAAGCCCAUUUGCCCGUUCGGGUAAAUGAACAGAGACUGAGUAACUUGCUGCAAUCCUUACUGGUUGGUGGCUGUGUUGGGGCUAUGCCAGUUAUCAAGAUGAUACCGACUUCUGUCCUCUGGGGUUACUUUGCUUACAUGGCAAUUGAUAGCCUACCUGGUAACCAAUUUUGGGAAAGGAUAAAGCUUCUGUUCAUCGGAUCAACCCGACGCUACAAGGUCCUGGAAGGUCCACAUGCAUCUUUCGUGGAGUCAGUGCCUUCAAAAACAAUAUCUGUCUUCACGAUCUUCCAGCUGGUCUAUCUCUUGAUAUGCUUCGGCACAACAUGGAUACCAAUAGCAGGGAUCCUCUUCCCAGUGCCUUUCUUUCUCAUGAUUCUCAUCAGGCAGCACCUACUCCCAAAGUUUUUCGAUCCCAAUCACUUGAGGGAACUAGACGCUGCAGAGUAUGAAGAACUUGAAGGGGUCCAGAACGAACACACGCUGGAGGAAGAUGGCUCUAUUUCAGGAAGCUGUGACAGCAGGAACGAUGCCGAGAUUCUGGAUGAACUCACAACAAACCGUGGAGAGCUAAAGCACAGAUCCGUAAGCCACCGUGAAGAAAGGCACCUUCAGGUGCAUUCAAACGCCGUUCAGCCAAGCCCCCCGAGCGAAAUCGAUCGCUGGGGUUGGGCCAUGGCGCCGCCGUUCAUCUACCUGCGUCCCUCCGACGACGGCUCCGACGUGAAAGCUCUCAUGAAGGCGGCCCUCGACGGCGAUCUCCGCCGCCUCAAAGGUAUUGUGCAUAGUCUUACCCAAGGGAGUGGCGACCCCUCUACGAUUUUUUCCUUGAACAUGGAGGGAACUAGUGUGUUGCAGUGCGCCGCAUGCUCAGGCCAUCUGGAAGUUUGCAAGUACUUGGUAGAGGAACUUGGGGGGGAUGUGAAUGCUCCGGAAACUGGAGCUGGAGUUCCAGGUGUGACACCGUUUAUGGUGUCUGCCCAGUCUGGCGAUGUUCCUACUGUCAAAUACCUUCUUGAUCAUGGUGGUGAUCUAAUGAAAGCAGAUGGUAAAGGGCAAACAGUUCUCCACCAUGCCGCGUUCGCAGGAUCUUGCAGGGUAACAGAGUUUCUGCUUUCAAAAGGAGUGCCGGUCGACAUAGACUGUGGCCGUGGAACACCUCUCUUUACUGCUGCUACAAAUGAGAGGGACAAGACAGUGAAGAUUUUGUUGGACUACCACGCAAAUCCUAACACUAUUGUCGGCGGUGUUAUGAGUCCUCUAAUGAGUGCUCUUACUUACCGUUCAUUGAAGUGCAUGAAGCUACUCAUUAAGGCUGGUGCCGGUGUUAAUGGCAAGGGUUGCGUUCAGACGUCUUUGGUGUUCGCUACGUCGCAUGGAGGUUACACCAAUUUCAUCAAGUUUCUGUUGAAGGCUGGAGCUGAUCCUAAUAUACCUGAUGAUUUGGGUAGGUUGCCAGUAGAGCUUGCUGCAUUACGUGAUUGCAUGGAGGAGGUUGAAAUGUUGUUUCCUCUGACUUCCCGAAUUCCAAAUGUCCCCAACUGGAGCAUUGAGGGAGUAAUUUCUCAUGCGAAAAUUGAAGCGAAAAAGCCAAUGGAGCAACAGCACCGUGUAAGAAGAAAACUUUUGCUCAAGUCACUAGCUGACACAGCAUUCAGGCAGAAGGAGUAUAAGCAGGCAGCACAGUUUUAUGGUUUGGCGAUAGAUCAUGGAGAGAGUCCAAAACUGUAUGCAAACAGGAGUGUUUGUAAACUCUUAAUGGGUGAUGGUGAAGGUGCUUUGUCCGAUGCUAUGAGGUGCAGACUGCUGCGACCAAAUUGGGCAAAAGCUUGCUAUCGUCAAGCUGCAGCUCACAUGUUACUCAAGGAAUAUAAACAAGCCUGCGAUGCACUCUUGGAUGCACAGAAACUGGAUCCUGGAAAUGUCGAGAUUGAGACAGAACUACGGAAGGCUAGGGAGCUAAUGAAGAAUCCCUGAUGAGGGAGAGCAGUGAGGUGCUGCCAUGCGUAUUGGAAAGCAGGCUGCGACGCGUGCCAGUUUUCACCGAAGUAGAGCUAGCAGGACCUUCUAAGCCUUUUUUCUUCUUUUUUGUUAGGAAUCAAAACUCCGAGAGUUUAUGCGAAUCUGCCAAAACCAAAACUCGAAAAAGUUUUCAUGUGAA